GGAAAAUCAGCCGGGGGGGAUACGAAGAUUAUAUCAAGUGGAUUUGACAAGUCACUCAGUCCAUGAGAAUGGCUCAGUGAGGCCGUUGUGACUAAAGUGAUAGCAUAAUGGAUUUCCACCGAGUUUAAGAGCAACAGCGGAUUUUGGGAGCCCAGUACAGCUAUCGACUGAAGUUGGAUACCACCGUAAUCACUGCAAUGACGGAGUCCUCAAAACCGCCUUUAGGGAGGAGAAUGAAGGCGCGUGCCCCACCUCCGCCGCUGGCUCCCCAACCUGCCCCACGCCACAUCUUCAGAAACACUGUACCUGAUGGAGGAGGGACAUCAGGCAUGGACGCCAAGGAGAACAUGCUGAGGCCCACUGUGGAUUUACAGCUAACUCUACCACAGGGAUAUCAGACCUCUGUAACUGAGGAUGGCAGUAAGGCGCUGAUGGACCUGCUGGUCGAGCUGUGUAGCCGCUACCACCUGAAUCCUGCACUGCACACCCUGGAUCUGCUGUCACCCGAGGGCCACAGUUUGGGGUUCAAGCCCAACGCGCUGCUGGGCUCCCUCAACGUGGCCUGUGUCCUCAUCAAGGAGAAAGUUUGGGAGGAGAAAGUGGUGCGCAGACCAGCGCCCAAAGUGCCAGAGGAGGCAAGGCCAGUGAAACCUGUAAGGGCCCAUGCUAAGAAAACAGUACGUUUGAUGGUGAACUACCACGGCAGCCAGAAGGCAGUGGUACGCGUCAACCCCUUGGUACCACUCCAGACUCUGAUACCUGUCAUCUGUGACAAGUGUGAAUUUGAGCCUGCACAUGUCCUGCUCCUGAAGGAUAGCGUCAGCCGCCACGAAUUAUCACUGGACAAAUCUCUGACAGAGCUGGGGAUCAAGGAGCUCUAUGUACACGAUCAGAGUCUAGACUCCAUUUGCUCCAGCACUGCCAGUUUGGGCAGGGCAGAGAAGAAAGGCCUGCUGGGUAUCUUCCAGUUCAGCAGGAGGAAAGUCAAGACAGAGACAACAUCUAUGGACAUGGAUGACUGUGAUGAUAAAGUCAUCCUAAAUACAAACACAGAAUCCAAUGGUCUGUCCACAGGUGUCUCCAGCAUAGAAGAUCGGCCCAGCACCUUGGGCCAGUCUCAGUCCGUCAUGAACAUACCCAGGAUGUCUCCCAAGGCUGAGGCCAAGAAGAGGAGGGCCCCAGCACUUCCCGGGGCUCCAACCAUGGGAAACACUAGCAUCGAGGGCUAUCAGAUGGGCCUUGGCUCAGAAAGCCAGCAGAGGAAAAGAAAGGCUCCAGCCCCUCCUCCCAAUACCCCAGGGCCAGACGACAUGUCAACCUCUGGCGCUCCCACCCCGGAUAGCUACGCAACCGAAAUACCUACCCCAGCCUUCCGCACCAAGGUGGCACAGUCAACCACCGCCUCUGCUUCCACUGUGGUAACGCACACAACUAAACCAGUCCCCUUGAAAACAGCAGUACAACCGCCAUCUGUAUGCGCUGUCACAGCAACCUCCAGCUCCCUGACCCAAAGCAGCAGCACUGCCGACAGCCUCGCGGUCCAGGAUUCCAGCUCUGAACUCAGCCACAGCCUCGAUGACUCAGACGCUGACCUAGACCAAACUGAUUCCCACUGCAGCAGCCUCACCAGCAGCACAGUGAGCGGGUCUGUGCGGGUCCAGCCCGCUACUAAAAGCUCCAGAAUCAGGGUGAAAGAAUCAGAAGAUGCCAGCAGCAUGCCUGCCAAAUUAGAUCAAGAGGCGACAUCAGCUAGCAGCUCCAGGUCGGAGACUGAGUCGGCCCUAAACCUGAAACUGGAUGAAGUUGAGAACAACAGACACAGCGCAAUGGGAGCCACUGAUCGACCAGCGCCACCCAAACCUCGUCGUUCCCCGGCCCGGGAGCCACCACAGCUUGUCCUAUCCCUUACCCCGUUCUCCCCUCCCCUUGAGCCCACAGAAAGCAACUCCCCACAGAGCCCCACGGAGGCGGAGGAAGCAGCUCCCCAGUCUUGGCUUCACUCCAUGCGGUGCUCCACAGCCAGUGGCCAGAAACCAGAAACUGGAACACCCGAGGAGGAGACCAUGUCCUUGGGCAGCAGCAGUGGUGGCAGCAGCCUGCCCGACCAGGGUUACGCCGCCUCUGAGGGUAUGGCAGAGGGCGAGGACUCAGGCAUGGUUAGCUCUCCAUCGGACGCCCAUCCCACAUCCCCAGAUGGGAGUUUGUCCCUGGAUGGAAUUAGAGGAGGCGGAGGAGAGAGACUGCUGCGACCAGUGCGGGACAAUUCCAGUGACAGCGAUGAGGGAUGUGCUACCUGGGGAUCAAGACACAGACAUGAUGACAUCAACCCACAGGCAAAGUUAGGCAGGUUAAAAGGCUAUGCAGAUGACCCGGAGCUCACAGCCCAGCUCCAUCAGACGUUGGCAGAUUUUGAAGCAAACCUUGAAGACCACAUAGAUAUGGUCUCAGCAAAGGAGACUCCCUAUACCAUGUCCACAGACAGUAACGAGGUGCCGGUGUCUGUAGUAGACAUGGAUGUGCCAGUCACAGCCAUAGAUGAAGUACUGGAGGACUAUGAACGUAACAUUGUAGAAAAAGAGGCAAAGUCACUAACCAGGACUGAGUCCACUGGCAGCAAAGGUCCUGUCUUUUGUCACCAGUCCAAUGUGGAGCCACAGAACAAAAACAACAAUGCUUGUACAGCAGCUGAAAGUAAGAAAAAGAGCAGUGCAAAUAAUAAGCAGCCCUCUCAACCUGAGCAGCAUCUGGAGAAAAGGUCUAUCGGUGAUAAAAAGACAGAAAAAAUACUAGAGACAAAGAUUAAAGAAAUAAGUAUCACUGAUACCAACAGUGCGAAAGAGGAUACACAAAGAACACCAGCAGUGAAACCUUACAGUGACAUGCAGAAACACAGAAAGAGCACUGACAUCAAACCUGAUCAUGUGAAAAGUAACGCUCAAUCUUUUCAAGAGAAGAAACCUGUUCUUCCAUCAACCAGUCAUAGAUCAGUAUCUACAGAAGGAGAUGAAGAGAUGCACAGUGUUUACCAAAAUAGUUCCAGCUCGAAUACUUCACAAGGUAAAAUCACUCGCAAUGUCACAUCACGCUUCGGAAUGAAAACUUUCACCGUGGUCCCUCCCAAACCCGCCAUCAUGCAUGCUGCUACGGGAGAGCCAACUUCCAAAACUGUUGGUGCCAUUAAGAUUGACGAUCAAGGAAAUAUGGUAAAAGUGGGGAUGUCCCGGAACAAAGCUGAUAGUUCAUCAGAGUCAGGAAUUAAUUAUAGCGAGGGGACUCCUCUUCUUGGAAAAGCCAAAGCUUUUUGGAGCUCAAAUGAAAGACAAGAAAGUGCUGUGCCCCACGGCAAAGAUCUCAUUGAUAAGGCAAGCACAGAUGCCCUGAAAAGUACUACCACUGCAGUUGCAGAAACUACAUUGAAGGCCAGUAACACUGAGGACCUGAAAAUGAAGCAAACUUCACUUAAUAAACCUGCAGAGAGAUCCCUGCCUGAAAAGAUGCUUAAAGAAAAAGCUAAAGAACUAGUAAAAGAUAUCAAAGUUGCAAAAGAGGAGCUGGUAGAGGUGGAGAGCAAGAUUUCAGUGUCCCACAAUGUUAAGGAGCCAAGUAAUCUACCUACCCUUCCCCCUCCUAUCCUGCCAGACUUGAAGAGAGACAUGUCCUUCCUCAAACCAUCCAGGCGAACCUCAAGCCAAUACGUGGCUUCUGCCAUCACUAAAUACACCCCAAAGACCUCAGCUAAGACCAGCUCCAUCCCUAACGUUCCUGACUCUGCUUCGUUAAAAGCCAUCGGUUUCCAAAGAUCAGGUCGGUCCAUACAAGUGAAUCCACACCAAUCUUCCCAGUCAUCUUUUUCAGAUAAUAAGGAGAAUGAAUCUAGUUCUAAAUCCAACCUUCCUGGUCCUAAGAGGUCCAUGAGCUACCCAGAGUAUGUGUCAGAUAGCCAGAGAGAUUAUGUAGAAGUGAGACCGGACAGAGGAGGAUUUAGAAGUUGUGUUGGAUCCACCAAUGGAAGCUCUAAUAUGCUGGAAACAGAAACAGCCAAGAAUAAGCACAUGCACUCUAGUGGCCCCACCCAAAUAAAUAUGACCGCCAAUCAUGACGGAGAUAAUAUUAAACAUAUUCGGCCUAGAAGCCCCAGCCCUGUACAAAGCCGUCCUCUACACUCAUCUGCCAAACCAACCACGGCUCCCAAGACUGUAUCUCAAGGUCAGACAAGUAACACGAGAGACAUGACGAAGGCUGCCACCCAUCUAACACCUGAUGCAAAACCACAACCUUCUAUCACAGUGUCAGACAGUGGUGUGGCCCCUGGGCCUCCAUCAGUGACACUGUUUGGGCCAGUUAAAAAGUUCAGACCAGUGAUCUGUAAAUCUGUUGACAAAGAGACGUCUCUACACAGUAGCCUGAUGGAGGCAAUCCAGACAGGCGGAGGCAGGGACGGGCUCAGGAAGAUAACCACUACUGGUCCCAGCAGCAUGAAGAAAGCAUCUUAUGUUGAGGAGGAGAAUGAGAGGUCUGCUCUUCUGGCUGCCAUUAGAGCUCAGAGCAACUCCGGAAGGCUGAGGACGACCAAAUCUGAGGCUGCUGAUGAGCUUGAGAAGUUCAGGAAGGCGGCUUCUGAGGAGGAGAGAAGUGCAGGCCCUCCCUCCUCACCCUCUCCCCGCUCUUUGAGUUGCACCCCUAUCUUUACCCCACCACCACCACCACCAGCACCUAUGAUUGUGCCUCCACCUACUCCUCCUGUCUUGCCCCAGGGCAAGUCUAACACUGUGGCACAUCCAAGUGCUAAAGCUGCCAUGAACCCUGCCUUGGCCCGGGAGGCUAUGCUGGAGGCCAUUCGCUCUGGAUCUGCUGCUGAGAGGCUAAAAAAGGUCACUGUGCCCACAAAGACAGUCCAAGUGAAUGGCAGGCUGGGAACAAUCCACAACACCUCCCCCAGCAAUAAGAUGGGAAGCUCACAUCACCGCAACAAGGAAUAAUUUAUCUUUUUUUGUUGUUGUUGCCAUUGUGCUUUCACAACAGACAUUUGGAAAACUGUAUUUAGUGAGGGAAUGUUAUUUGAAAGUUUUGCCUAACUUAUACGUGACGCAAAUUACGAAGAAUGAAAUAAGAAUAAAGAAUGGUUUCUUCAUGCUA
This is a messenger RNA of Micropterus dolomieu (smallmouth bass), 5136 nucleotides long. RefSeq names its product cordon-bleu WH2 repeat protein (gene cobl). The transcript has 19 exons. The coding region runs from base 198 to 4979 and encodes 1593 amino acids. Gene Ontology annotation, cellular component: neuronal cell body; dendritic growth cone; perinuclear region of cytoplasm. Gene Ontology annotation, molecular function: actin monomer binding. The record is from RefSeq and is a predicted model, not a curated record. NCBI's taxonomy places the organism in Eukaryota, Metazoa, Chordata, Actinopteri, Centrarchiformes, Centrarchidae. Gene Ontology annotation, biological process: actin filament polymerization; actin filament network formation.